Clarias gariepinus (North African catfish) is the source of this 859-nucleotide messenger RNA. Its product is annotated as glutathione S-transferase P-like. Bases 68 to 694 code for a protein of 208 amino acids. Gene Ontology annotation, molecular function: glutathione transferase activity. The transcript has 7 exons. The record is from RefSeq and is a predicted model, not a curated record. Gene Ontology annotation, biological process: glutathione metabolic process. Lineage: Eukaryota; Metazoa; Chordata; Actinopteri; Siluriformes; Clariidae. Gene Ontology annotation, cellular component: cytosol.
UGCAGAUCACUUCUUCUCACACUUUCACGUGCUCAGACACUUCAAAAAAGCAGCAGACCUACAAAAAAUGGCCUCCUACACCAUCACAUACUUUCCGAUUAGAGGACGAUGCAGUUCUCUGCGCAUCAUGCUGUCUGACCAGGGUCAGGAGUGGAAGGAAGUUGUUGUAUCCAUUGAUGAGUGGAAAAAGGGAGAUCUAAAGAAAAGCUGUCUUUUUGGACAGUUGCCUAAGUUCCAGGAUGGUGACCUUGUUUUGUUUCAAACAAAUAGCUUUUUGAGGCAUUUGGGCCGCAAACAUGGUGGCUAUGGAAAGAAUGGAAAUGAAGCUGCCAUGAUCGACAUGUUUACCGAUGGAGUAGAAGAGCUACGUAAUAAAUAUGUGAAAAUGAUCUACCAGGAGUAUGAAACUGGCAAAGACGCAUACAUCAAGGACCUGCCAAACCACCUCUCCAUUUUUGAGGGUGUUCUAGAGAAAAGCAAAAGUGGUUUCCUUGUAGGCGAUUCGAUCUCCUUUGCAGACUACAGUCUUUUGGAUGUGUUGUUGAACCACAAGGUGCUGUGCCCCACCUGUCUGGACUCCUUCCCUGCCCUGAAAGGCUUUGUGCAGCGUGUGUCCAGCCGUCCCAAAAUAAAGGCCUACCUUGACUCUGAUGCUUAUAAGAAACUUCCUAUCAAUGGCAAUGGCAAGCAGUAAUGCAGCUGAGCAUUAAUGUUCAAUGUAGAACCUGACUGUCCCUUCACCUGACCAUUGACUGUUUAGCACAGUUUUCAUUUUCCUUUAUUAGGCUAUAUUUUUUAAGAUGUAAUGUUCGGUACUGUGUGCAUCAUUUUUUGAAAAUAAAGUUAAACCAAGGCAUAA